CGUAAGAUUAUUUUGGCUUUUGGGACAUAAACCUUCUCAUUCAUUGAUAUUAAUCUCAUUAUCGAUCGGUCGUCCAUCUAUCAAGCAAACCUCACAAAUCCUCAAAUCAAAAACCAAAUCUUGAUAAAUUCUAUACAACACACUCUCUCUCCCUUACACACACACUCCAUCUUCAUCCCAUCUCAAAUACCAAAUCUCAUUAAAGCUCCCCAAAAACCAAAAGGCGAAAAAUGGUCGACGCAUCCACAAACCCCCGCACAACUCUUCACCCCGCCAUGAUCCGUCAACCAGCUCCUACAUACAACACCAAAGAACGGGAUUUCGAAAUGAGAGAACCCGUAAGUUAUUAAUCUUUCCCAUCCCAUCCUCAUCCUCCACUCCACCUUCCCCAUCUCCCCUCCCAGAAAGUAAAAACCCACUAACCACACCCCUCCAUAUAGUCCCAACACCCGCACAUGACCAUGUCGCCCUCGCGCACCAAUAGCCACGACUCAUAUUCUUCAGCUGGUACUAGUGCUAGUAUCAGUAGUCAUGCAGUAGGAAGUGUGCCUGUACAUCAGAGGGGUGGAAAGGGGAAUGGAGGAUUAUGUUGUGGAAUUUGUGCGGGGUUGGCGUGUUUUGAGUGUUUGGAGUGUUGUUGUUAGGGUUUUGGGGUGGAGUGGAGAGGUCGGAAGGGUAAGAGGGGUGUGAGUAGGUAUC
This is a messenger RNA of Sclerotinia trifoliorum, 699 nucleotides long. The record is from the annotation of a GenBank genome assembly. NCBI's taxonomy places the organism in Eukaryota, Fungi, Ascomycota, Leotiomycetes, Helotiales, Sclerotiniaceae.